UUUACAUUCUCGCAACAACACGGCAAGCCGUGAACCCCGCCGAAAGAUGCCGUCCUAUUGUACUUAUUGAUCUAGACGAGAUCUUAACAUUGUACUUUCUUCAGAGUUCAGUGGGUGUAUUACGUGAUAGCCAUCGAUCGACUAGACAUUUCUUGAAAUCCCCAACAUGACCUCCCAAGCCAACCUCGGGGUUCCGAACCUCUUCAACGUUCGCAACCAUGUCUGUCUCGUUACUGGUGGAGCGAGCGGCUUGGGCGAGAUGGCCGCUCAGGCCUUCGUCCAGAACGGCGCACGAGUGAUCAUCGCCAGCCGGAAAGAGGCUGAGUUGAAAAAGGUCACCGCUCGAUUAAAUGGUCUUGGGCCAGGACGAUGCGAAUACAUCGUUGCAGACCUCAAAGACAAGGCGGGAUGCCUCGCUUUUUGUAGCGAAGUUGAGAAGAGGACCGAUAGAGUAACUCUUCUCCUGAACAACUCUGGCGCUACGUGGGGCGCACCUUAUGAAGACUUCCCGGAGAGCGGCUGGGACAAAAUCAUGGCCUUGAACGUCAAGGCGAUUUAUUAUACUACUGUUGGCUUGGAGGCACUCCUUAAGAAGGGCGCAACUGCGCACAAUCCGAGCGCGAUCAUCAACAUUGCAUCAAUGGCUGGUGUCCAGACCACCGAUGUCACCUCUACGGAAGAGGGCGGCCUCUCCGCUCCCGGUCACGGACCUUUCAGCUACGGCCCAUCCAAGGCUGCCUGUAUCCAUCUGUCCAAGCUCCAGGCUUCGAAACUCGCUACGAGGCACAUCAAUGUGCAUUGCGUCUGCCCCGGCGUUUUCCCAUCGCGCAUGUCCGCAUUCGGCCUGGAGAAGGCAGGGGAUGCCCUGCUCUCACGACAGCCGACGGGACGUGUUGGAAAGCCGGAAGAUUUUGCUGGACUGAUCCUCUUUUUGAGCAGUGUUGCCUCCGCCCAUAUGACCGGUGGCGUGUAUGAGAUUGACGGCGGCAGCACGCUGUCCGGAUGGCGUUCCAACAAGAAAUCGACGAAGUUGUAAAUAAUAUUCUGCACCACGUUGCGACAUAACGUGCAAUUAAGUUGGUUGUACCAUACAAACGC
Eremomyces bilateralis CBS 781.70 is the source of this 1098-nucleotide messenger RNA. RefSeq names its product 3-oxoacyl-reductase. The coding region runs from base 167 to 1036 and encodes 289 amino acids. Lineage: Eukaryota; Fungi; Ascomycota; Dothideomycetes; Eremomycetales; Eremomycetaceae. The record is from RefSeq and is a predicted model, not a curated record. The transcript is spliced from 6 exons.